AGCCGAGCGCUGCCGGCGCCGCCGCCGCCCGGCGAUGCCAGCGGCCCCCGGCCGCAGCGGCCCGCGGACGCGGCGCUGAGCCGGAGGACGGACGGACGGACGGACGGCGGCCAUGGGCAGCGGCGGCCCCGGCUCGCACGGACGGCACCGGCAGAUGCGCUGAUGUCUGCCCCUCGCACAGACCUGGCCUGCCCGAGGCUGGCCGAUGCGCAGGCGUUGGUGUGAAACCCCAGUAAGAGAAUGAGUGAGAGGGACAUACAAAGCCUGAGCAAAUGGGUUUUCGUGCUCACUCUCUGCCUUACCACGCUGUGGGGAAGACUGACACUGGCCUCCACCCAUCACAGAAGCCAUUCAGGGGACGUAGAGCCUGGCACGUGCGAGGUCAUUGCAGCUCACAGGUGCUGCAACAAGAACAAGAUCGAGGAGCGCUCCCAGACGGUGAAAUGCUCCUGCUUCCCGGGGCAGGUGGCAGGGACGACGCGAGCGGCUCCCUCCUGCGUGGAUGCCUCCAUCGUGCUGCAGAAGUGGUGGUGCCAGAUGGAGCCCUGCCUCGACGGGGAGGAGUGCAAGGUGCUGCCCGACCUCUCGGGCUGGAGCUGCAGCAGCGGCAACAAAGUGAAGACGACGAAGGUCACGCGAUAGCCUCCGGCCAGCUCGGCAGCGGCUGACCGGCCUCACAGUGGGUCCCGCAGCUCUGUGGAGCCGUGAGCGGUGGGACGGGGCCCGGCCGUGCCUUGCCUGCGCCGGCGGGAUGCACCAGGGAUGCCGUCCUGCGUCCCAUGCCUGCCCAGGGCACCCUGCCAGCUACCGGACCAGAGUAUCCACUGAGCCCUGGCUUCCCCGAGGCUGCAAGUACGGGACCUGGCACAGCCGCGAGACCCCUGUCACUCCGCCGUCCCCUCCUCCCUGACGGACGCACUCACUGACCAAGAAAUGGGCUCCUUUUCCCAUCCUCUUAAACAAAAUACUCCAGUCAUGUAAAAGCUGUUAACAAUACAGAGACAGACAGACAGCGGUCCCCCUAAACGGACUUUAUUCUGAAAUAGCUGAAAUCAUCGCUGUGACUUGCCUUUCCCCGUCUCCCAGGAAGUUGAAUCAGGGUCGCCGUCAGGCAUUGGGGGGUCAGCGGCUGUGUGACACCCCGUUUGGCUCACGGCCCCUGGCCCGGUGGGGUCCUAGGAGCAGGCAUUGAGCUCCAGGCCUGACCCCAUGUCACCGGGGGUCCAGGGGGCUGCUCUGACCCCGCAGCGAUGGGUUUUCCCUGCCCCAGGAUCUGGCUGCCUCGACCACGUGCGGCGGUGUGGCCGGGAGUGUCUGACCCCCGCCAGCCCCCGGAGAUGGUGAAAGGUCUCCAUGGAGCAUGCCGCUGGUUUCUCCUUCCUUGGAAAUCGCAUUAAUCAGGCCGCGAGUUUAAUAUCUGUUCUCUGCCGUGCAAGUCCCAGGCACCAAGUUACUGCUUGUGUUUGCAACCGCAUUUCAGGAAGCCUCUUCUGGCUGUGGUGUGCCCCUCGCCGUGCAGAUGCCCAGCCGGAGACCCAGACCCAGCCAGGCUCCAUUGCAUUGAUUAAAAAUAAAGAAAAACGUACCAUCUCCUGGCCAUGAGCUCGUGACCUUCUGCGGGACGCUCCAUUUCCCCUGGUGCGGCAGCAGGAGUGGGGAGGACGGGAGCCCUGUGCUCCCGACGCCGGCGGGGCUGGGGACCCCGGGCUGGCAGCACUCAGCCGGAGCGUCGCUGCAGGGAGCAGGACCAACGCCUCGGGGCACCCCCACCCCAUGCGGUGGGACAUGGGUGCUCAGGAGGGGCCGGGGCGGCAGCACGGUGCGUGCCGGGGGUGCUGGUGUGCGGCCGCCUGCCCUCCUGCUCCCGCUGCCACCGGCGGGACUCGUUGUUUAGGCGUUUUUGUAACGGGGUAUGGAAUACCUGCUCCACAUGUGAUGUAAAUACCAGACUGUGAAAUAAUAAAUUCAUUUUAAUCUC
Molecule: messenger RNA, 1978 nt
Organism: Chroicocephalus ridibundus (black-headed gull)
Lineage: Eukaryota; Metazoa; Chordata; Aves; Charadriiformes; Laridae
Gene: TAFA3
Product: TAFA chemokine like family member 3
Exons: 6
Coding region: 241-642 (133 amino acids)
Molecular function (GO): receptor ligand activity
Source: RefSeq, a predicted model, not a curated record